Ipomoea nil (Japanese morning glory) is the source of this 1285-nucleotide messenger RNA. RefSeq lists its product as uncharacterized. The transcript has 2 exons. The coding region runs from base 172 to 1161 and encodes 329 amino acids. Lineage: Eukaryota; Viridiplantae; Streptophyta; Magnoliopsida; Solanales; Convolvulaceae. The record is from RefSeq and is a predicted model, not a curated record.
AGGGCUCUAUCUCACUACCAGAAAUCUCCAGAGUCUCUGGCUGUGCCACCUGAGGGUCCAAAAUCGGGCUACUUAGUUCUUCAAGAUGAGGAAUCUGAAAGGUACACCUGCUUUGGCCUCUGCAAAAGAAGUGAUCUUUAAGACUUACCUUUCCCUCAGAAGAAGAGGCUCAUGGUUACUUAUAUCCAAAGUUCUGGUGAAACAACAUAUGUACAUCGUGAUCCUGUUCUUCUCAUUCCUGUUCUUGGUCACCCACUGUCUUCAAACCGCUACUAUGCAAUAAAGCCCGAUGGGACGCACAAAGGUGAAGCAUUUACUUGUUCAACAGAGGAAGACAAGACCACUUGCUGUUUCUGGAGGUGUGUUAAGGAUGUUAGACCGAAACCAUUGGAUCCACACAACAUGUAUCAGCAGUUUGAGGUUUCUGUUCGCGUGUCGUGUUGCAAUAAUAGCAAAGGUAGCUUUGAUGCCAAGUCCAUGGCACCUGAUGGUUUCCCUCCUUACUUUUUGAGGAGGAAAGGUGGGGGAAUUGAAGCCAAAACUUGUAAAAACUACAGAUUGGAAGAAGCUUUAGGCCUUGAUGUUUCAUUGCGUAAGCGCCUUCCAGAGUUAAAUAUCCCUCCAUCAGAAGAAGCUGUUGUUGUAGGGAAGUGGUAUUGUCCUUUCGUGUUCAUCAAGGACGGAACGCUUAAGGAUCAUAUGGAAAGAUCAGCGUUCUACGAGAUGACACUCGAGCAGAGAUGGGAGCAAAUCUUCACUUGCCAGAAUAAUGACAGAAAUGAAGGAAUUAGCAGUGUACUAGUGGAUACUGUUCUUGACAAAGAAGUACUUAUUUCUGGCAGCAAAGCGAAAUGGGACGAAAGUAUUGAGAACGGGGUGAUAUGGUUUAAACGGUUCAACGCAGAAACAGAAGAAACAAGUGUGGGGUUGAGGCAAGAAAUUGUUGAGCAGAUGAAAUGGGAGCAAGAAAGAGGAGGAUGGUCAGGUGGGGAGAAGGAAUUGAAGGUGAAAAGAAGAGAAGAGUAUGGAGAGUUUGGUGGGUGGAGAGAAUUUUGUUGCUAUAUAUUGGUGGAGAGGUUUGUGUUGAAAAGAAUGGAUGGAAGUUUGGUGAUAACAUACAGUUUCAGGCACAGUGACAAGAUUAAGAGCAUAUGGAUGUAACACUAAGCUUAUAUUAUAAUUUACUUGUUCAUUUGCAUGUCCUAAACACAGUUAAUUAAAUUCACUUCUUUGCUGUAAAUGCAGUCAUUACAAGUAUCUCGGUAUGUAUGUGAUGACAAUUAUG